Messenger RNA from Exophiala aquamarina CBS 119918, 447 nucleotides. RefSeq lists its product as uncharacterized. Gene Ontology annotation, cellular component: membrane. Bases 1 to 447 code for a protein of 148 amino acids. Lineage: Eukaryota; Fungi; Ascomycota; Eurotiomycetes; Chaetothyriales; Herpotrichiellaceae. The record is from RefSeq and is a predicted model, not a curated record. The transcript has 2 exons. Gene Ontology annotation, molecular function: transmembrane transporter activity.
AUGACUGCGCCAGUUGGUUCGGCCUUCGGAGGCUACCUCCAAGCAGCUGUGUACAAGAGUUUAGAUGGUCAGCAUGGGCUAGCAGGCUGGAGAUGGCUCUACAUUGUCUGUAGGCUUAUUCUUCCCGGCACUCCAUAUACGACAAAAGCUUGGUUUCUCAAAGAAGAAGAUAAGCAACUAGCAAUUGAGCGAGUCCGGAAAGCAGGCAAAGCAGCACCGGCAAAAAUCACGCUCAGAACGUUCAAGCGUAUACUGACUCGAUGGCGAUGGUAUGCCUUUGUCCUCGGAUACGUGCUUUAUGGAUCAUCGUGCGGUGCCAGCGACUACUUUGGCAUCUGGCUGAAGUCCGAGGGUUUCUCGGUUGUCAACUGUAAUCUGAUCCCAACAGGUACGAAGCUGAUUUCUGGGUUCUGCAUCGUCCUUUGGGAUUCCUUUUCGACUACAUAG